Molecule: messenger RNA, 2457 nt
Organism: Amoebophrya sp. A120
Lineage: Eukaryota; Dinophyceae; Syndiniales; Amoebophryaceae
Source: the annotation of a GenBank genome assembly
UCGACGUGCUGCUGUUGGCCGAGUCUAGUUUCAUAGAAGAGCCAAAAAAAUUGGAAAAAGCUUGAAGCUAGAUAGGAGCGAAUGUUCGGACGAAUCUGGUAUAUUAGCCCAUGCACAGGAAAGUCGGUCCUCGCUCGUCGUCCACAUCACCAGGAAUUUAAAGAAAAGACUUGUAGAAGAAGUACGUCCUGAAGCACCACUGAGCUGCAUACUGCUUACAACUUAUUUCACCGGACUGUAGUUGAUGUCGUUGAGAGAUUUAUUCGCUUUGCUCUCUGUCUCGUUCCUCGGACCUCGUUUCAAUGCGAUAGUUGCAAGUUUUAGUGCCUAUUUUAGAAAAUUAUCAUUCCACUAUUUGAAGACCAAAUACAGGUCCACCAUUUUGCAACCACCACCAGCACCACAACUUCCCCCCUACUAUUUUUCUUCCCGCGUAUUUGCUGCUUUGUUGCCUUUGUUUCUGCCUUUUUGGAGGACGUUUACCUUUACGACGAGCAGCCGCGUUUUGUACACUAUUUAUCCCCCCCGACCAGCUACACUAGUACCUCCUCAUCUUGCUGUCGAAUUAUUUCUUUGAAGAAAGGCCAUUAGUUUUGUUGAAAAUCGAAAUCCUCGAGUCUGGCAGAAACAAAAAAAUCGUAACCGAUUCGUUUUGAACGUGUAAGAAAGAGAGAUAUACGCACCGAAAAUGGCUUCGGUGCAGAAGGAAUCCACAUUUGAGAAGCGAUCCGCCGAGGCAAGGCGCAUCCUUGCCAAGUACCCGGAUCGCAUUCCAGUUAUCUGCGAGAAGGCGGCGCGGUCAGACCUCCCAGAUAUCGACAAGAAGAAGUUUUUGGUACUACUCAUACUCUAGUUUCUUCUCUAUGUUGCUGACCGGAUUGGAGCUUUUUUUAGUUUUUACUGACGAAGAAGUACAUCAUGCAGGGAGGAGCUGGAUGAACUUCAACAUCAAAACAUACUAAACAACAAUUCUGUAUCGAGAUUUCUGAAACAACUUUCUGUCACCUCGCAAAACCAACACGACAGGUUCCGGAUACGAUGCUCUGCGGGCAGUUUAAGUAUAUCAUCCACAAGCACAUCAAUCAAUGCGCUACUGCGGGGAGCCAAAUCAGUGCGGACCAGACAAUCUACCUUUUCGUGAACAACACCUCGCCAAAAACGGGGGCGCUGAUGAGCGAAAUCUACGACUCCUACAAAGCAGACGAUGGUUUUCUCUACAUCACCUAUUCGGCGGAAAACACGCUAGGGUAGAAGAGAGGACGGGGAGGUUGAUGGAGAGAGAAAAAUGGGAACAAGAACUUCUAGCACCACGCGUUUGAUGUUCGAAACAAAAAUUUUGAAAGGAACAACUAAAAACACACAGAAAGGAAGUAGAUGUAGAGCAACAUCCUCAAGAAGGAUCGAAACCAGGACCGACCGCAAUAAUACUCAGUCUCUAUGAAAAUGAAGUCAAGUCGUAGUGGGAGACCGCUGCUGCAGCUGCGGGAAGGCAGUGCCAAUGUGCUGGGAGAAGUGAAACUGCGCAGACAAGCAGAUGGAAAACGGUCUGCUGCAUUUUGCUCGCACCCAUCGAUCUGGCUCGCAUUUCUCGAAGUAGUAGUUUCAGCAAGUAGCGGGCGCAAAAAAGCGACGCUGUGAACAAUUCUCGUGCGCAAACGCUGAUAGCUUAAGCUUGUCGAAAAACUUCAUUUUUUGAUUUUUUGAAAAUAAAUCCGAAAGAUGGGUGGAGGGCGAAGGACCACUGCCACAUGAGGUCGAGGGCAAUGUUACGUGUCGAUCUCUACAACAUCGGGAUCGUGUCUCAGAUCUUCUGGUAGUUUAAUUGAUAGUUGGGGUGCAUGACUGACAAGCAGCAUUCUUUUUUGGAUCCUAUUUCAUAGGCCUAAAACUUUGCAACCGCACCACCGUAAAAAUAAUCACGAAGUUAUGAAGAUCCGGAUCUCGUCUUCCCUGUGACUUGAGUAUUCACAGACAAAACAACUACGUUUUAUCGCACUACAACUUUUGUUUUUACGAGCUGGAGAACCCUGUGUUUGCGCAAAAGAGCGUCACGCUUGCCUCACUUCCUCGCCGCUUGUUUGCAGGAAAUUCCCUGUUUACUAUCAUAUUUUUACACAGAUUGAUAGUAGUUAGAAGCCAGUCGCCUGGUGCUUUGACAGCCGUGCUUUUUCCACUAUCACACCAAUGAAUGUACAAAAGCUUUCGCCACCUGGUGCUGGUUUUCCUUGCCUAUUUUUAGGUACCUUCAAUUUUAGAACUACUACAUGAAAUCUACUACGAUGGUGUUGCCUACUCCUACCGUGAGCCUACUGAUCACUGGUAUUGGAGCUCUUGUUGUGCAAGCCAACCGCUCCUCCGUUGCACGGAGUUAUUUUUUAAGUUUGUGCUCCUGGUAUACUUGUUGUGACAAAAAAGAUUAUCGCAGAGCAAAGUCAUUGCCUUGCCUACAGGAUAGAA